Prosopis cineraria is the source of this 2981-nucleotide messenger RNA. Its product is annotated as nuclear pore complex protein NUP88. Gene Ontology annotation, cellular component: nuclear pore. Gene Ontology annotation, biological process: protein import into nucleus; mRNA export from nucleus; ribosomal small subunit export from nucleus. The record is from RefSeq and is a predicted model, not a curated record. NCBI's taxonomy places the organism in Eukaryota, Viridiplantae, Streptophyta, Magnoliopsida, Fabales, Fabaceae. Gene Ontology annotation, molecular function: structural constituent of nuclear pore.
UCGGCCAGCAUUUUUCAGAAGCAACAAGUCGAGAACCAGCCUCUGCCAGGGUUCGGACUUUGGAAGUGAAGGUAAGACGAAACACUUGGUGGGGUGUAGCGCAGAGAGUGAUGAGGAUUACAUUUGACACAGAUGAGACGAACUCAGAGGUGAGGCGCUCAACAACGCCCAAAGAAGAAGUAGAAUGGGUUCCGCUUGAGAAACACCCAGUCUUCGUCGCUACGAAUAACUCUUUAGAUGACGAUUCCGGCGUUGCAUUUUCCAGAAAUCUGGUGGCCUGGGAUGGAUCCUCUCGCCUCUAUUUCUGGGAACCCAAGAUCAACUGUCUUCACCGUUUGUCUCUUCGGCUGGGCGAGCCUGAACCUACUUCUAUACUUGCUGCUUCCCCUUCUAAGGUAUUGCGAGCAGAUGUGGAGAUCAACUUGAUCCACAAAAUCUCUAUAAACAGGAAUGGAUCAGCAUUACUUCUUGUUGGGUCUGAAAGACUAUAUGUUAUGUAUCUGUAUGGACGUACAUCAAAAAAGGAUGUAAAUUUGAUUUGCAGGACUAUUAUGAUCGGUUCACAAACAUAUUCCAAGAGUGGCAAUGAUAUACGUGUGCUAAAAGCUUUAUGGCAUCCAUAUAGUGAUUGUCAUGUGGGAAUCCUCUCUUCUGAUUCAGUUUUCCGGCUUUUUAACUUGGCUUUGGAUCCUUUGCAACCUGAGCAAGAGUAUUAUUUGCAGCCUGUGGAUCCAGGCAGAUCCAGAAAUGCUUCAUCUUUGUGCCCUGCUGAUUUUUCUUUUGGGGGCGACCACUUAUGGGACAGGUUUAGUGUAUUUAUUUUGUUUGGUGAUGGAGCUAUUUACAUCCUUUGCCCAGUUGUUCCAUUUGGAAGUCUCUUUAAAUCAGAAGCUGUGUUAGAAAUAUAUAAUGAUGCUCAUAUGUUUGGGCUCAAAUCCGCAAACUCUAAAGCUGCUAGUAAUUCAAACUUGGCAAUCUCAUGGUUGGAAGCAACAUUCCCUGAGUUACAAAAUCAGGAGAAAGAAGAAAACAUGUCUGUGCUAAGAGCUCAUGCUUAUGCUCAAUUUGAUGUAUCUCUUAUCCUGCAGGGACCUCUUCGAAGAGUAGGUCAGGGUGGGGAUGAAGAUUCAGUUGGCCGUAGUGCAGAAUGUGAAGGCCGUGCAGUUAGUUUUCUUUAUGAUCUUGUCAGCAAAGACACAGUUUUGGUUACUUCUUGGAGUGGUGGGCAAUUACAGAUAGAUGCUCUGGCUGAUGAGAUCCAGCCUGUGUGGGGUGCUGGUAGUCCUCCAAGAAUUCGUGUUGAUUCCCAGGACCAUAUUCUUGGCCUUGCCAUGAUUUGUGAGUCAAUCGCCAGUGGCCUUCAUGAGAAGCUUGAUCAUACUGUCUGGCUAGGCAAUCCACCACCACUACUGAGACUGGCUAUUGUUGACUUGGCUCUGCCUCGGAGAGUGGAAAGUGGUUAUGAUAUUGCAUUGUUUGCGGAUCCUCUUAUGCCAGAAAGAAUAUAUUCCAUUCACGAUGGAGGGAUUGAUUCAAUAGUGUUGCAUUUCCUUCCAUUCACAAGCCAGGCAAGUGGCAAGGGUGAUACAAUGAGAACACCUUCUGUGCAUCCUGUUCUAAAUACAUGUCAGAGCGGGAGCACCUCAGCAUCUCCACUUUGUGGUUUUGCAUCUUUGUCUGAUUCCUUUGGAUAUUCCUGGAUUGUGGCGGUCACUCUUUCUCAAGAGUGCAUUGUGCUAGAGACAAAAACGUGGAACCUGUUGCUGCCACCAAAUGUUGAUAUGGAGAAAAAACUCAUUCACUUGGAGGAUGAACCUGAAGAGAGAGAGAUACCAACUAUCAUUAGUAAAGAAUUACUUAGUGGACCAAGGACGGUACUUGUUCCUCAGGCUUCUCCAAGUUUACGUUCUGUUUCACCUGAUUCAAUUGAAGGCAGAUCAGCAUUGCAUCAGUAUUUCAAGCUUUUUCAUGAAACAUAUGUGGAGUAUGCACAUAAGGUGUACUUGGAGCUCAAGCACCAUGCUCCUCAGUUGAAGAAAAUCAUUGAUGACCAACAUGCUCGUUCGGGUGACACACAGCAGAAGCUUUUGAAGGUUGCAGAGAAGCAGCCAUUAUUGGAGAAAAGAAUGGAUCGUGCACGUCAGAUGCAUAGUUCUUUGGAACAGCGCUUGCAACGAUUAAGACAGUUGCCUGAUGCUCACAAAAAACCAUUAUCUAAAGCUGAGCUACAGUUCAAGUCUGAACUUGACCACUUCAGGGAAGUUGAGUUGGGUGCUUUGCAUUCUUCUGUUGAUGCUCUAAGUGCUAGGCUGAGGAGGUACAUGCAAGCAUCCAAAGCCAAUAGCCAAGAAAAGCAAAUACCUGGGAGGAAGAGUUAUGUUGACAAGGGCCAGAUAUCGAUGCUCAGAUCAUCUCUUGAAAAACUUUCACUUUUAAAUAGUGAGAAUACGAAAAAGGUUAAGCUUGUUGAGUCUGCGUUGAGAACACGGGAAAGAAGCAGCAGGGAAUCAAAGCUUCGUAAACCUUGAUCGUCUUAUUUGUACACUUUUUGCAACAAGACUAAAGCGCUACAAAUGUGAUGUAAGGUCUUGUAAUUUGGAAUUUGUGGGGAUACUCUCACUGGCUUUGUCACGCCUCUCUCCUAACAAAACCUGCAAGAAAAAUGGAGAUUUGGAGCUACAGGUCACGUGAGCAUUGUUGCAUAUCUUGAGCCCCAACAUCCUUUUUGGGAAUAGCGGAGUGGAGAAAUGCCAUGGCUGAUGUAACCUUGCAUUGGGAACUGGGUGGCAUCUAUUUUUUUGAAUUGCAGUUUGCUACAGAAGCUUCACAGUAGCCAUCUAGGAGGCUAUAACCGACAGCAGUGAGGUUAAUCAGACUAGUGCAGGUAGGGUAUAUAAUGUAACUACAAACGAUUCUUGGACGGAGCAGAGCUUUAACCUUUUGGCAUGCGUGGUCUGGUAAUUAAAGUAAUAUUUCCACAA